ACUCGGACACAAUGCAAAGGUCUGGAUUCUCAUCAAUCGCCAGGUAGAUGUUUCGCUGAUGCUUACACAUAAUGGAUGCAGUAGUGGAACAUAGUCUCAAGCCAUACAAGGCAGAAGCUACGAGGUGGUCGGUCGAUGAUGUAGGGUUCAUUUGUACCUAGGCAUCUCCUGUCAUCUUACUGGCCCGAGGCUAAGACGCGGGGUUGUUAUCUUACACUUAAUUAUUUCAUAAUCACCAUUCGGGAAUAAUAAUCUUUCCCUCGAGGAUUAGAAUUACCAUCAUUGCUGAUAUAGCAGAGCGUCGUGCUUUGUUCAAAAGUGUAUAAAGGGACAAGAAGAACGACCGGUCUUUGAUUGAAUCAAUCAUUUACCAACAUCUCUUCUAGAUUUGUGUAUCUGGAAACGAUAUCUCUUUUCCAGAGACGAAUUUACUCUACUCCAAGAACAUAUCCGCAUACGUGAGAGAUUCAAUGUCUGCGUCGGCUGAUAAAACGAAACCGUAUAUCCCGGUAUCUGGGACUGGUGGAGAUGGCUGGUCAACCGACACUCAUGCAACUGCUACCUGUUUCUGCGGCGCUGUUCAAUUAUCAUUCCCUACGGAAGGUCCUGGCCUUGUGAGCACUUUCGUCUGCAACUGCACCGACUGUCGUAAAAUCACCGCCUCAAUGUUCGCCUCCAACUUCACCGUCGACGACAACUACCUAACGCACGUGCGGGGCCGCGACAAUCUUAGCACUUUCUCGCAGAAUAAAUCCAUCGCCAGUGGAAAGCUGAUGACCAAUUAUUUCUGCAAGACAUGUGGGACGCUGAUGUACCGCGUUGGUGAGCUAUGGCCGGGGAAGAGCAUCUUAAGGAUCGGAACAGUAGACGAUUUUACGUUACACGAGACGAAAUUAAAGCCAAGGGUCGAGUUGUUUACCAAGGAUCGGGUGCAGUGGUUCUCGGGAGUUGAAGGUGCGAAGAAAUUUGAUUCGAUGUUGUAACAAUCUGCUCUGUAUAGCUGUAGUAAAUUCUAAGUUCGUUGCAUGUCUCUGCUUGCUC
Messenger RNA from Aaosphaeria arxii CBS 175.79, 1041 nucleotides. RefSeq lists its product as uncharacterized. The record is from RefSeq and is a predicted model, not a curated record. The transcript is spliced from 2 exons. Bases 471 to 983 code for a protein of 170 amino acids. Gene Ontology annotation, molecular function: carbon-sulfur lyase activity. Lineage: Eukaryota; Fungi; Ascomycota; Dothideomycetes; Pleosporales.